AUGAUGCGCAUCCUAUCGCGCGAGGACCAAACCUUCGUAUAUGCGCAAUUCAUCCGCCGGCUCAAUUUCCUGAACGUCGCGCACGACCUCACGGACUCUCUGUUUUCGCGCCUCGCGCAGUGCGUGAGGUUGGAGCGGCUCACUCUCAUGAACUGUACCGCGUUAUCAGAUGAAGGUUUAAUGCGCGUACUUCCUCAAUGUCCAAACCUCGUUGCUCUUGACCUCACCGGUGUCGCCGAAGUCACGGACAGCACUGUCGUUGCGGUAGCGAGGUCCGCGAAGCGCCUACAGGGAAUCAAUCUCACCGGGUGCAAGAAGCUGACGGACGCCUCCAUCGUGGCGCUCGCGCAGAACUGCCCCCUCCUUCGUCGCGUCAAGCUCAGCAAUGUCGAGCAGAUCACAGAUCAAUCUCUCUCCGCUUUGGCGAGGUCAUGCCCGCUGCUGCUGGAAAUCGAUCUCAACAAUUGCAAGCGAAUCUCCGACAGUGGCUUACGCGACCUCUGGACGUACUCGGUGCAAAUGCGCGAAAUGCGGCUUUCGCAUUGUGCGGAGCUCACUGACGCGGGUUUCCCUGCACCCCCGAAACGCGAUAUCAUCCCUCCCGGCAUGAAUCCAUUUCCCUCCGCAGGUUAUGCUGGUCACGCGUCGGACUUUCCACCCUUGAAGGUCCCACAGCCGUUCGACCAACUCCGUAUGCUCGACCUUACAGGGUGUUCUCUCAUCACCGACGACGCCAUUGAAGGUAUCGUGUCGGCCGCCCCAAGGAUCCGCAAUCUCGUACUAGCCAAAUGCACGCAGCUCACGGAUAGCGCUGUGGAGAGCAUCUGCCGACUAGGCAAGGGGCUGCACUAUCUUCAUCUUGGCCAUGCUGGGUCCAUCACCGAUCGUUCAAUCAAUAGCCUCGUCAGGUCGUGCACACGGCUCCGCUAUAUUGACCUCGCGAACUGUCUACAACUCACGGACAUGUCCGUUUUCGAGCUCUCUAGUCUGCCGAAACUGCGCCGUAUCGGGCUCGUUCGUGUCAACAACUUGACCGACCAAGCUAUACAGGCUUUAGGGGAGCGCCACGCGACCUUGGAGCGCAUACACCUGUCGUAUUGCGACCAGAUCUCCGUCAUGGCUAUACACUUCCUCCUCCAGAAGCUGCCGAAGUUGACGCACUUGAGCUUGACGGGGAUACCCGCAUUCCGGAGAGCCGAAUUGCAGCAGUUCUGCCGCGCACCACCUCAAGAGUUCAACUCUCAGCAGAGAGCGGCGUUUUGUGUAUACUCAGGACACGGCGUGGCGAAGCUACGAGAUUUCCUCGCGGAUCUCUUCGCCACGAUCACCAAUGAGUUAGCCACUUCGAACGACACGGACUACGAGGACGAUUUCGAUGACGCAGAGCAGGUAGAACCCCGAACUGCACCAGACGGAGAGGGUGAUGCUUUGGAGGAGGAUGACGAUGAAGAGGACGAUACCGCGUCGGAAGUAUUCGUUGCGCAGGGAAGUUCCAACGUACACGAAACACCGCGGGCCCCCGAUCGUCCUAUGCACGAAGAGCCUCCCGCUAAUCGUACUCAAUACACGCCUAGCCGAGAACACCAUAUAGUACGGGAACCUAGACGACACCCUACACCCCGCGCCCAUCCUCGCGCUCAGGUCGCGAGCCCUCCGACCUGGUUGGAUGCUGCGGGUCCGUCGAGACCUCGUCGAGGUUUUGGGCAACAACCUCUCGUUGAACAGUCGACAUCCCCUACGCCCAGCGAGGCUGCGUCCAAUCGCAGCGCCGGCACGAAUCAUUCCACUGGCACGGCAUUCUUCCGAACGUAUACGGACGCGAACCCUGCUAUCCGGAACGGCGUCAUGACUCCGGACCUUGUCUUCGCGGAGAUCGGGCAUGGACGUGGGGCUGGACCGGGGCCGAGCACCAUACUCGCGCAAAGUCCUGGUCGGCGAGAACCUGGUCCCACCAUGGAAAACUCCUAUCCCGCCGUCUCCUCCAGUCCCACCGGGCGCAACCUGACGGCAGCGUCCGCGACUCUCAGUAUGGCAGUCUUUGAUUCUCGGCAUCCUCCCCACCACCGCAGCGAACCACGAGUGGACCUGACGUCGGGUCGGCCACCCGUCCUGCAUGAUGCAUCCAACUCCUAUAUGCGCCCCCACCAGCAUCCAGACGGCACCAUCGGCUUCUCUGUCCUCCGAGAAACGUCCCCCCGCUCGCUGUCUCCCACACCGAGCACGCGGGAGCUGCAGGAGUCUGUGCAUUCUGCGCUCGCGGGCACAAAUCCCAUACCGGAGGGCGAUGGCCGAGGGCGGAGCGUCAAGCGGACGUUGCGUAACACAUUCGCCGUCGCGGAGACAUUCUUCAGCAGUCGCGGUGCCGGCGGGAGCGGUGCGGACGGCGCGGCGGGCUUGACCGGCAGUCGCGACGUCGACACCCAUGGACACUGAGCUGCGUCUGUGGUCUCUCGGUUCCCAGUUCUUCCUCUUUUCUUUGUGUCUCAUGCUGUCUCUGUACCCCGAAUAUUGUAUAUACCACAGUCCGGUCCGUUUCUCCCUGGAUCCUUGUCUCCGCAGCGCAUUUUCAUGUCCGUUAAUUCUAAUUCACCCGUGGUUGACUAGCAUUGUUGAAGUACCUCUCUGUAUGCGCACAGCUGUAUCACAUAUAGCACAUCUCGUAUUCUACGCUCCUUAGAACAUGGCUAGCUUCGCUCAUAUGUUCUC
This is a messenger RNA of Trametes versicolor FP-101664 SS1, 2706 nucleotides long. Its product is annotated as RNI-like protein. The record is from RefSeq and is a predicted model, not a curated record. The transcript is spliced from 3 exons. Gene Ontology annotation, cellular component: SCF ubiquitin ligase complex. The coding region runs from base 1 to 2433 and encodes 810 amino acids. Gene Ontology annotation, biological process: SCF-dependent proteasomal ubiquitin-dependent protein catabolic process. Lineage: Eukaryota; Fungi; Basidiomycota; Agaricomycetes; Polyporales; Polyporaceae.